Lycium barbarum (goji berry) is the source of this 894-nucleotide messenger RNA. RefSeq lists its product as uncharacterized. NCBI's taxonomy places the organism in Eukaryota, Viridiplantae, Streptophyta, Magnoliopsida, Solanales, Solanaceae. The transcript is spliced from 2 exons. Gene Ontology annotation, molecular function: zinc ion binding; nucleic acid binding. The coding region runs from base 1 to 894 and encodes 297 amino acids. The record is from RefSeq and is a predicted model, not a curated record.
AUGGAUAAUCUUACAAAACUUGAGUUUGCUGCCCUUAAUAUUUUGGGCAAGAAUUACCUAUCAUGGAUGCUAGAUGCUGAAAUCCAUUUAGAUGCAAUGGGUCUUGGAGACACCAUAAAAGAUCAAAACAAAGCAUCCAAGCAAGAUUGUGCUAAAACAAUGAUAUUCUUGCGUCAUCAUCUUGAUGAAAUUUUAAAAAUUGAAUAUCUUAGCAUCAAGGAUCCACUUAUUUUGUGGAAUAACAUGAAAGAAAUGUAUGACCACCUGAAGAUGGUCAUCCUCCCAAAAGCACAGUACAAUUGGAUUCAUUUAAGGUUACAGGACUUUAAGUCAAUUAUUGAGUAUAAUUCUGCGAUGUUCAGAAUUACUUCUCAACUGAAACUCUGUGGAGAAACAAUUAGUGAUUUUGAUAUGCUGGAACAGACGUUCUCCACCUUUCAUGCCUCGAAUAAUCACGAGAAUCAACGUAUUGGCACUACCCCAUUCCCUAAACUGAAUGAGGUGCAAUCCCACCACUCCAGACGCAGAAAAGGUCGUGGCCCCAGUCGUGGUCAAAAUGCUCUUCUUGGGGAUAAUUAUUCAUCAAAGAAGAAUUACCACCGGAGGGGGAAAAAGAAAGAUGAGAAGUGCAAAGUGGCAGAAACAAGUGGCUCAGAAAAUAGAUGCUACCGAUGCAGUGGAAGAGGACACAGUUCACGUACUUGUCGUACGCCAAAAAACUUGGUUGAGCUUUAUCAAGCAUCACUAAAGAAGAAAAAGAAAAAUCCUGAAGCUAAUUUUAUCUCUGAGGAUCAAGUUGAUAUUACUCACUUGGAUGUGACCAAUUUUUUUGAGCACUCUGAAGGAAAAAUAGAUCACUUGAUUGGUGAUAGAUCUGUUGUUAAGGAUGAUUGA